AUGGAUGUUGCGGAGUGUCUGAGAAUCUGGCUCGCUGUACAGGUAGGUGUGAUUCUGGAUGGUGGAGAGCUGAUCCUAGCCACAAGAUCCAUCAAUCAGGUACAGAUAGAGAUCAUCGACUGGGUAAAGGUGGAAAGUAAGAAGACCAAAAGCCAAAAAAGUCAAAAUAGCCAAAAAAGCCAAAACAGCCAAAACAGCCAAAAAAGUCAAAAAAGUCGAAUUCCCAUAAAAGCCAUAAAAGCCUAA
Messenger RNA from Blepharisma stoltei, 246 nucleotides. The record is from the annotation of a GenBank genome assembly. NCBI's taxonomy places the organism in Eukaryota, Ciliophora, Heterotrichea, Heterotrichida, Blepharismidae.